Molecule: messenger RNA, 2111 nt
Organism: Scomber japonicus (chub mackerel)
Lineage: Eukaryota; Metazoa; Chordata; Actinopteri; Scombriformes; Scombridae
Product: activin receptor type-2B-like
Exons: 7
Coding region: 125-1069 (314 amino acids)
Biological process (GO): protein phosphorylation; activin receptor signaling pathway; cellular response to growth factor stimulus
Cellular component (GO): activin receptor complex; plasma membrane
Molecular function (GO): activin receptor activity; ATP binding; activin binding
Source: RefSeq, a predicted model, not a curated record
UGCUCUCCUCUCUGUGCUCCAGGAUCCUGGUCCUCCGCCUGGUUCCCCCCUGCUGGGUCUCAAGCCGCUGCAGCUGCUGGAGGUGAAGGCUAGGGGGCGCUUCGGCUGCGUCUGGAAGGGCCAGAUGAUGAACCAAUACGUGGCCGUCAAGAUCUUCCCCAUCCAGAAUAAAGAGUCGUGGCAGAAUGAGAAAGAUAUAUUCAUCACGCCGGGGAUGAGGCACGAGAACAUCCUGAAGUACAUCGCUGCAGAGAGACGAGGGAGUCACCUGGAGGCUGAACUCUGGAUCAUCACCGAGUUUCAUGAGAGGGGCUCUCUGUCUGACUUCUUGAAGGGGAACAUCAUCAGCUGGUCCGAGCUGUGUCACAUAGCCGAGUCGAUGGUGUGUGGUCUGGCUUACCUGCACGAGGACAUCCCCCGACAGAAAGGAGAGGGACCCAAACCGGCCAUCGCUCACAGGGAUUUUAAGAGUAAGAACAUCAUGCUGCGUUCAGACCUCACCGCCGUGCUCGGAGACUUCGGCCUCGCUGUUCGCUUCGAGCCGGGGAAACCACCGGGAGAGACGCACGGACAGGUGGGGACCAGGCGUUACAUGGCCCCCGAGGUUCUGGAAGGAGCCAUCACCUUCCAGCGAGACGCCUUCCUCCGGAUCGACAUGUACGCUGUGGGCCUGGUGCUGUGGGAGCUGGUGUCCCGCUGCAAGGCUGUCGAUGGUCUGGUGGACGAGUACAUGCUGCCGUUUGAGGAGGAGGCCGGUCAGCAUCCGUCACUGGAGGAUCUGCAGGAAGUCGUCGUCCACAAGAAGUUGAGACCGGUGUUCAAAGACCUCUGUCUGAAACACAGCGGUCUGGCUCAUAUCUGUGAGACGGUGGAGGAGUGCUGGGAUCACGAUGCAGAGGCUCGUCUGUCGGCCGGCUGCGUGGAGCAGAGGAUCUCUCAGGCCCGCCGCCUCGCCGCCACCAUUACCCCGCCUACCUCCGACCACAACAACGCCCCUCUGGUCUCCACCAACCCACCCGUUUCCAUGGUAACCAAUGUGGACCUACCGCCCAAAGAGUCCAGUAUAUGAGGAAACUCAACAUGAAAUUAAAUAUUUUGGAGGCCUGACGUUACCCGAGAUUGUCCCGAAGUUCGGUUAAAACAGCCGAGUGACACUAAGACACACACACACACACACACACACACACACACACACACACACACACACACACACACACAUCUUCUCUCAGUGGAACUUAAACCAGAAAUACGGUGAGAAAGCAGCUGCUAUUUUAUCUCUUUGGACUUUAGAGGGUUUUUUUAAGCCGUCUUUUAUUUCAUUCUCUCUCUUUUCGUCCUUUUGGACAAAUAUUACCAGCACACGUCCUCGUUUUUCCGCUCGAGUCAUUUGUGUCUUUUUUAACCACAUGCGUGUUUCACAAGAAAACACACAUGUACACACACACACACACACACACACACACACACACAAACACACUCACACACAUCUGUGACGACUUCCGUUACUUUUGCAGAUGUUUUUACUGCUUUCCUCGCUGUCUUCUUCUUCUUCUCCAGAACUGAACUUAAUCUACCUGGCAGCAUCACAGCCGCGUCGCCUAGCAACCAUCUACCAUCAACCUACCGUUGGGACUUUUUUUUUCUUUUUACUACAAUGCUGCAAAACCCCGUGUAGGAACGCGAUGACUGUUACACAACCAACAAAUGCCAACAGCAGACUUUUAAAGACUUUAUUUUCUACCUUUUUAAUUUGAUUGUUUUUCGUUACUUUCGACGCAAACCUUCGGAUCCAACGGGUUGUAUCCAAAAAAGACAGGAAACAGGAAGUGAGGUCAGAAGGAAAUAAGUGAAAAACAAAAACCAGGACGACUGGACAGUGUUUGUUCCUUUACUCUCUCUCUUUUUUUUACAUUCAACUGUUUUAUAAUUUUAUAAUUUGAGGUUGAAGACUGAGAGAACUCUCACGGGAUUGGUUGUCAGGGGGCAAACGUCAUGCAUGCAGAGAUUUGAUUGGCUAACUGCGCCCAACCACAGCAUUUUGGUUGGCUCGGAAAUAAAACUUCUCAGGUAACCAGGUCUACAGGGGUCGGGGGGGGGGGGUCGAUGAAAUG